Messenger RNA from Pyrenophora tritici-repentis Pt-1C-BFP, 907 nucleotides. RefSeq lists its product as uncharacterized. The record is from RefSeq and is a predicted model, not a curated record. NCBI's taxonomy places the organism in Eukaryota, Fungi, Ascomycota, Dothideomycetes, Pleosporales, Pleosporaceae.
AUGGGGAUCAAGCGCUCACACCGCGACUCUGUGUCAGAAGACGAACGCAACGCCCCUUACUCACGUGAGACGUCUGUCGAUAUAAAGAUCAUACACUUGGACGCCGACUCUGCCAUAUCCGACGAUUCUGCCGUUAUGAAGUGCUCACUGCCCCCACACGAGCCGCUCACUUUUGCAUCUUUUGAAGAACACGAUGUGCACUACCAGCAGGUGCACAUGAACCGUUGCAGCGAGUGCCAAAAGAAUUUCCCAGACCAGCAUUACCUGCAUCUGCAUAUUGCAGAGUACCAUGAUCCCAUCAACGCUGCCAAGCGAGACCAAGGCGAGAAAACAUAUGCAUGUCUCUUGCCGGAUUGCGACCGCCUUUGCAGCACGCCCCAGAAGCGUCGUCUGCACUGCAUAGACAAGCACCAAUAUCCCCGAGACUAUGACUUCAUUGUCAUAAAAGAUGGCAUCGACCGCCGAAGCAGCAUGCUGAUACCACCUCAUCGACGGAGAAGCUCAAACUUCAGCGCAUCCAGUGCUGCCACUGGAGCAAGCGGGAGACGAAGAGGUGAGUCGUCUGUGAGCACUGUAGGUGAUAGCAUGGAGAUUGUGCGGGACCAAGACGAAGGCCCCGAGGAAGACCAAGGCGAUGGAGAAACCCGACGCUACCCUACUCAACUUCGUGGACGUGGAGGAUUUGGACAUGCUCAAGGUGCUGGCCAUGGGCUAGGCCGAGGAGAUGCAGCAAUAAAGGCUGCCUCUAAACAAGUAACAGCUGCACCAGCUAUGGAUCCCAUGGACAGUCUGGCUUCCAGCAUGUCUGCACUGAAGUUCAUCCCACACAGUGUACGGAUGGCGCGCGGACGGGGUAAAGGUAGUGUCUGAGAGGCCCGGAUACAAUUCGACUCGCAUCUGUGAUACA